Molecule: messenger RNA, 1942 nt
Organism: Manihot esculenta (cassava)
Lineage: Eukaryota; Viridiplantae; Streptophyta; Magnoliopsida; Malpighiales; Euphorbiaceae
Product: pectinesterase
Exons: 3
Coding region: 163-1761 (532 amino acids)
Biological process (GO): cell wall modification
Molecular function (GO): pectinesterase activity; pectinesterase inhibitor activity
Source: RefSeq, a predicted model, not a curated record
ACCCCAAUAUUCUCUCCAACUUUUCAAAAUCGUGCCCCAAGAGAACUUCCUUCACUAUAUAUAUCAAUCUCCCUUCUGCUAGGUCUUCAUCUGAUAGCUUAACAAAUCACUCCAUCCAUCUUUGGCUAAACUUUUUAGCUUAUUUUAGAUUGUUAAUUUCAUAUGGGCCUGCUGCAUUUAAUUGUUUUUUGGCUACUAGGUUCUGCCUUAGAGGCCACGGUGUCUUGUGGUGCUGUCAAUUUCCAAGCACGAAUCCAAAGCGAAUGCAGCUUUACUAGAUUUCCAAGCCUGUGUCGGAAUACGUUGAUGGAGUUGAGGGAUCAUAGUACUGUUCAUGUUGUGUCUGCUCUUGUUAACAAGACUAUCUCGGAGACCAGGCUGCCAAGCUCUUACUUCCAAACUCUCAGCUCCCAAUUGGAAACCCAUGAUGCUCAUCUCGCCAAAUCUGUCACAGGUUACUGUGAAAAUCUCAUGAAGAUGUCUCUCAAACAGUUGGACAAGUCGCUGUUGGCGCUGAAAGAAUCUCCAAAAAAGAACAAGAACGACAUCCAGACCUGGCUAAGUGCAGCUUUGACCUUCCAGCAAGCCUGCAAAGAUUCUGCCGACAGUCUUGGUCUUCCGGCCGGUGAGGUCAACUCUCAGAUUUCGAGUAAAAUGGAUUAUCUCUCUCAAUUGGUCAGCAACCCUUUAGCUCUCGUCAACAGGAUUACUAGCAACAGUGUUAAGCUUAAAAACAACACGAGAACUCGACAUCUAGGCGAGGAAGUGGAAGAUUUUCCAAAGUGGGUAUCGGCGAGAGAUCGAAAACUCCUCCAAAGUGGCACAAUCAAGGCGAAUGCUGUGGUUGCAAAAGACGGAACAGGCAACUAUAAAACGAUUUCAGAAGCAAUCGAAGCGGCAAGUGGAGGUCGGUUUGUGAUUUAUGUGAAGUCAGGAGUUUACAAGGAGAAAAUUCGCACCAAUAAAGAUGGUAUUACUUUGAUCGGAGACGGUAAAUACUCCACCAUUAUUACUGGUGAUGACAGUGUUACCGGAGGUUCUUCUAUGCCUGCCUCUGCCACUUUCACAAUUACAGGCGAUGGAUUCAUAGCUCGUGACAUUGGAUUUCACAACACAGCAGGACCUCAAGGACAACAAGCGUUGGCUUUACACAUCGCCUCCGAUCAUUCGGUUCUAUACAGAUGCAGCAUCGCAGGCUACCAAGACACCUUAUAUGCACUUGCACUCCGGCAAUUCUACAGAGAAUGCGACAUUUAUGGCACAAUAGACUUCAUUUUCGGCAACGCAGCUGCUGUUUUCCAGAAUUGCUACUUGGUGCUUCGGCGGCCGAAAGGAGGAGCCUACAAUGUAAUUCUAGCCAAUGGAAGGACAGAUCCUGGACAGAACACCGGCUUUUCUAUUCAGAACUGUAGAAUCACAGCGAGCUCCGAUUUUUCUCCGGUUAAGCACAACUUCAACUCGUAUCUUGGAAGGCCCUGGCAGCCGUAUUCGAGAUCAGUCAUCAUGGAAUCUAAUAUCGAUGAUGCUAUUUCAUCAAGGGGCUGGAUCGAGUGGCCUGAUGCAAAGUCCUACGGAAAAACACUAUAUUUUGCAGAGUACUUGAAUACAGGCCCUGGAGCUGGAACCUCUAACAGAGUAACAUGGCCUGGAUUUCAUGUUGUUGGAGCUCAGGAGGCUGUCAAGUUUACUGUUGGUAAUUUUAUUGAUGGAGCUUCUUGGCUGCCUUCUACUGGAGUAACUUUUGUCUCUGGUCUCCAGUGACAAUACACGUAUACGCCUUAGAUGUACGAAAAAUUAUUUAAAAUAGUGAAUGAGCAUGUGCUCUAAGUUCAUAUUAAAAUGUUGCACUCAUGCAAAUUAGUGUGCAAUUUGUAACAAUUACAUUGAAAGAUAUAUAAGGAGCAACAUAGAAGGAGCUCAUAGAAUGUUUACCUAUUUUCAA